AUGCUUCUUUUUAUGCAGAGAUCUAUGCCUUACCCAAACCUCCUUCGAUCUAUGAAAGUAUGUCGACUCUCUAUUUCACCACACCACAAGCCUCUUUGCAGUCUCUGCUCAUUCACUUUGUUGCCUUUUCUUGGUUUCCACUUGGGCUCUUCAGGGUCUCUGCUUGGCUUCUUUGUGAGAUCCCUGCUUUGCAGCCACUCUGUGGCCUCUGCAUGGUUUCUGCUUCGUGUCUUUGCAUCCUCUGCUUGGAUCUCUUUGUGGUCUCUUCAUGUCCUAUGUUCAGUCUUUUCAUGGCCUCUUUGUGAGCCCCCUGCUUGGUUUCUAUGUGCCCUGUUUGGGGGUUCCCUGCUCAGUCUCUUCACGGUCUCUGCUUGGUCUUUUCAUGGUCUCUACUUGACGUCUGUUUGGUCAAUUUGCAGCCUCUUUGUAGUCUCUGUUCCGUCUUUUCAUGGCCUCUUUGUGGGCUCUCUGCUUGGCUUCUUUGUACCCUCUUACUCAGUCUCUCUGCAGCCUCUGCUCAGCCUCUUUCUGGUCUCUGUUCAGUCUCUUCAUGGCCUCUUUGUGGGCUCUCUGCUUGGCUUCUUUGUACCCUCUUACUCAGUCUCUCUGCCGCCAACUGCUCAGCCUCUUUCUGGUUUCUGUUCAGUCUCUUCAUGGCCUCUUUGUGGGCUCUCUGCUUGGCUUCUUUGUACCCUCUUACUCAGUAUCACUGCAUCCUCUGCUCAGUCUCUUUGUGAUCUCUGUGACUCUCUCCUUUCUCUAAAGCAAGUCCUCAUUUUGUGUACAAAUGAUCAUGCUGCCCAUGAUAAAGCCAUUGACAGUUUGAUAAUCUAUUUGAAAAAGUUCCAGUGUCUUCCCAAGCGGGCAUCAAUCUUGAUGAAGGGGGAUGAGAAAAACGACCAAGAACGAAUCAAAUGGCAAAUCCAGCAAACAGAUAUUGUCCUCCUUGUGAAUUCAACUGGUCUGGGACGGCGCCAAGAAGCCUGGGCAAAUGGUUUAGAUUACAUGGAAUUUUGGAAAGAACCAGACUCCAGCCUCCUGUCACAGUCUCUCUUCUCAUUUAUAGACAAGAUGCAUAGAUCCGGUGUUACUGGCAACAAGUUCUUUAGUUGCAAACUUAAUCAUGCUUCCAACAGCUGUAUUUUCAAACACUACCCUUCGAAUAAUAUCUGUUAUUCUAUUGCCAAAAACUUCACUGAAAUCGUUCGUUCCAUCCACAACCUCAGCCUUGAUUACACCAUUGGAAAAGAAUUCAGCAUUCCACUCAAUGAUGAACACUCAACGCCUGAAGGGAAAGCUUUCCUGGAAGCGAUUGAUGAAGCUCUUAAAUUUGAAAGCAGUAACCCCAAGUGGUUUGAAGAGAAGUAUGGCUAUCCAAUUCCCAAUCGUCAGUUAUCGCCAACCUCAGAUUGCUUCCACAAUACCAAAAUUUCAUCCUUUGUGAUAAGCCAUCCAUAUCUGGAAACGUCGGUCAGCUACCCAGAUUAUCCCUGGUUUAAGACCGACGAUAAUGAUUCGGUCAUGUGCGACCAGUACCCAGUGUUUUGCCCUGAAGAUGUGAUCAACUAUCCCGGCUCAAACAAAAAAAAAAUUAACCCAAGGGCUUUUGUGCCCACUAACAAAGUUGAAGUACGGACCUCAGUUCAAACAUUAUGUCUAAUUACUUCUUUCAUAUCUGCAAAGGAACCCAACUCUCAACGCAGACAAAGUAUGAAGUGGUUCAUCUCAAUUUGUGUGUGUCUAUUUGCACUGCACUUAGCCAAAGCAGCCGAAGAGAAGAAAGAAGAGAAAAAAGUGAAAAGGUUACAAAUUGGUGUAAAAAAACGUGUUGAGCCUGAGAAAUGCAAAGUCAAGUCAAAGAAAGGGGACGUCCUGAAAAUGCACUAUACGGGCAAACUUGAAGACGGAACAGAAUUUGACAGCAGUCACUCUCGAAAUGAACCAUUUGAGUUUACUCUUGGAGCCGGUCAAGUAAUCAAGGGCUGGGACCAAGGUUUGUUGGGCAUGUGCGAAGGAGAAAAAAGGAAAUUGGUUAUCCCCCCAGAUAUGGGCUAUGGCUCAAGAGGAGCUCCUCCAAAGAUUCCAGGUGAAGCUGUUUUGAUAUUUGAAGUGGAACUCUUGAAAAUUGAGAGGAAAGAAGAACUUUAG
Acanthosepion pharaonis is the source of this 2148-nucleotide messenger RNA. The record is from the annotation of a GenBank genome assembly. Lineage: Eukaryota; Metazoa; Mollusca; Cephalopoda; Sepiida; Sepiidae.